UUCAAGUCAGGUUGUGGUGACGUGAAGUCUCUGUUGUCGUGUUGGCAGCGGCAGCCUAGCAGUAGCAGCCAGCAGGCAGCUAACUUUGGCAUAGAGGAAAAUACAGUUAUUUCUUCAGAGGUUUAGCCUAGUAUCAUUGAACUUAAUUAAAUCGCACAAUGUUGAAGGCAGUUAUACUCCUCGGUGGACCUCAAAAAGGCACUCGCUUCCGCCCAUUGUCCCUAGACAUUCCCAAGCCGCUAUUCCCAGUGGCUGGACUCCCUACAGUCCAGCAUCAUAUUGAGGCAUUGGCUGCUGUGCCUGGUCUUAGAGAAAUUCUCCUCAUUGGUUUCUUUCCAGCCAACCAAAUGGCUCAGUUUACUGCAGAAAUGGCAAGCACAUACAAAAUUCGAACAAGAUAUUUGCAAGAGUAUACAGCCUUGGGGACAGCUGGUGGCAUUUACCAUUUCCGGGAUCAAAUUCGGGCCGGAGGCGCCGAUGCAUUUUUCCUGAUCAAUGGCGAUGUCUGUGGUGACUUUCCGCUUGAAGAAAUGCUCAAAUUCCAUGAGUCUAGGGCUGGAAAGAAUGCAUUAGUUACCCUCUUGGCUACCGAGGCUACGAGACAGCAGUCCUGCAUGUAUGGGUGCAUUGUGGAGGAUAAGGAGACCCACGAAGUUUUACAUUAUGUGGAGAAGCCAUCAACAUUUGUAUCGACCCUCAUCAACUGCGGUGUUUACAUAUGCUCUCCAGCCAUCUUUCAGCUUCUGCAGAAACUCCAUAACACAAAACAAGAUUGUUAUAAGGAUGACACGGACAUCAGUGACGCCAUACAUCUGGAGGUGGAUGUCUUGAAGCCGCUUGCUGGAACUGGGCAAUCAUUUGUCUACAGUUCUGACAGAUGGUGGUCUCAGAUCAAAACAGCUGGGUCAGCAAUCUAUGCCAACCGUCACUACCUGCAACUGUACCGCCGCAACAAGCGCAUGGACAGACUUGCCAACUCUUCCGUCUCACCUACCAUCAUUGGAGACGUCUUCGUCCAUCCAUCUGCCAGCAUUCACCCAACCGCUGUGCUGGGACCAAAUGUGAGCAUCGGCAAGAAUGUGAGUGUAGGUGCCGGUGUCCGUAUCAAAGAAAGUAUCAUCCUGGGCAACGCCACUGUGCAGGAGCACAGUUGCAUCCUGUAUUCAAUCGUGGGUUGGAACUCUACAGUAGGGAGUUGGUCACGCGUUGAAGGCACUCCAUGCGACCCCAACCCCAACAAACCCUUCGCCAAGAUGGACAAUGUUCCGCUCUUCAACGUGGAGGGCAGACUCAACCCUUCCAUUACGAUUCUUGGCUGCAAUGUUUCUGUAGCGUCCGAGCUGUUGGUCUUGAAUUCCAUCGUACUGCCCCACAAGGAUCUACCGCACAGCUACAAAAACGAAAUCAUUUUGUGAGAAGAGGCUUUGGUUCUGCCGGCAAGUGCUGACUGCUCUUGCAGCCAGUCGCACGAGAUGACGAUGCCCAGUUCUUGGAUGUAUUAGACGGCAUUGUUUUCUAGAGGCUGCAUUUUAUUGUGAUGAAGGCGUGAGAUAUGAAGAUUACUGGUAGAAACUGCUCAACCUGAGCACAGAUGUUGAAUAUAAAGACACGGGAGAACAUAAAUAUUCCUCCUGCUGCUA
Molecule: messenger RNA, 1640 nt
Organism: Hyalella azteca
Lineage: Eukaryota; Metazoa; Arthropoda; Malacostraca; Amphipoda; Hyalellidae
Gene: Gmppa
Product: mannose-1-phosphate guanyltransferase alpha
Exons: 9
Coding region: 159-1415 (418 amino acids)
Biological process (GO): biosynthetic process
Cellular component (GO): cytoplasm
Source: RefSeq, a predicted model, not a curated record